This is a messenger RNA of Betta splendens (Siamese fighting fish), 6620 nucleotides long. RefSeq lists its product as uncharacterized. The record is from RefSeq and is a predicted model, not a curated record. The coding region runs from base 781 to 5619 and encodes 1612 amino acids. The transcript has 23 exons. Lineage: Eukaryota; Metazoa; Chordata; Actinopteri; Anabantiformes; Osphronemidae.
UGGCAGGAUGUUUACAACUGGCUCAAGAUGGGUAAGGGUGUAAGUAAUUCCUCAUUUAAAUUGUUUCAGGUGCUAGUGUAUACAGAUGGAGUUUCAAAACAUAUAUUAUUAAUGACAAACACUGUUAUUGCAAUAGGAAAAUACCACAUUCUUGAAAGUAAGUAGAACAACAACAAACCCUCUAUAAAUUGUUUUAAAAAUGAAUGUAAAAAUAUGUCUAAACGCUAAAGUACCUGUCCAAAGAUAGCAAACCUCUUGGUGUUCUGUUUAAAACUAUGUGUAAGUCUCUUUCAUUUUAAAAGGGCAAAUUAUUUAUAUGUUUAUAUAUAGACAUAUCUUCUAUUGGUUUAUUUCCUUGCAACCCCCUUUUCUUUUUUGUUUCUUUUCUAGCUUACUUUUUUAUUUACAUGCAUAACUGUGUUCCCCAUUUGAGGUUGUAAAUUGUAACCUUUCAAUUAAAAAAUGACUCAACCUUCAGACAUAUUUUGUUUUUGGUGACGGUGAUCCGUGUUUUCUCCCUCUUUGUAGCCACGCCUCCUUUGGUUCUCGUCGCUCGUGUGGCCACGCCUCCUCUGUGUUGUCUCCACCCUCUUAAGUUCAUAAAAGAGCCGAGUAGCAUCCCGUCCGCGGAAUUAGGGCAGCGCUGGUUUCUGAAUGGACGACACACAGCGGGGCCGCCGCGGUCCCGUCGGUCCGGUUCUCCUGUGCUGCAGUUCCAGCGCUCUGUGUUAGUUCAGGUUCCUCGGGACGCGGAAAAGUACCACGAGAUAGGGGUCGGAGAUGAGUCAACACGCAACAGACAACGGGGAUCCGGUGCAGGAGUGUGUGUCCUCCCCGCCGCUGCCUCCGGAUCAUGUGCUCGACUCUGGAGCCGUGUUAUUCCCUGGUGCAUUUGAUCAACAUGGCUGCCCUUUGAUCGUGUUCCCAGCUGACGGACAAGCCAGACUCUCCUCCAUUUUAAGCCAAACACAAGUGGUGGACUUCAUCACGUACUUCCUUCGCCUGCACAAUAAGAAGCAGGAGAAGCCGAGCUUGGCGUCAGCGGUGGCCGAUUUGAGACAAGCCUCACUUCCCACGACCCGGUUCAUCGCUGAGACUCUGCUUCUGCUUGAGCAGCAUCAGAGGACGCUCCACAGUGUUUACAUAAUCCAGCCCAAAAAGAAAGAUGCUGCCAAGCUGCUGGGGAAACUACUGGCUCCAUCGAAGCUGCACUCGGCCACUUUCAAGAGAGUCCUUCUGAAGGAAGUCUCUGAGCUGUCUGCGUACAUCGACCGGAGCCAGCUAACGCCGUCGCUGGGCGGCUACUUCGUCUACUGUCAUCAGAGCUGGGUGGCCUUCAUUAAGGAGAUCGAGACGUUUGUCCAGGAGUUCCUCUCUGUGGUUCAGCAGCUGCCCUCCUGCAUCUCCAUGUUGCAGGCUCUGUCCAGUCUGCCGGUGCCCACCACCUUCAGUGAACUCAAGCACUUCUGCUUCACCAACGAGGCCAGGUUUCAGCAGCUCAGGAGGAAGCUGGGGCUGGAUGAGCUGCUCAGGCACUGUGAGAGCGUGGUAGAGAAGCUGCGUCACCCUGAGCUGGAGCCAUGUUACCAGGCGAUGGCUGGCACGGCCCUCUUCACCCACACAGCCUUUGACAUGCUGCAGAACUACAGCAGGAUCACUGCAGCCAUGGAGAAGGUGGAGCUGUUGUGGCAGCAGGCUUUUUCCAAGGCUCGGCUGCAGCUGCAGGUGUUCCAGCUGCGGGACCGCGCGCUCCAGAUCACCGAGCAGAUUGAAGCGCUCCUCCAGGAGAAGCUCCAGCCUUAUAAACCUGAGCUAGCAAGGGAUGCUGGCAGGGCGGCGUCGCUGCUGUUCCAGUUUGAGGAGUCCAUUCACACUCCUGCCAUGGCACUUGUCCGCUGCGCUGAAGACGUGAUCCACACGUUGGCAGAGAUCCUGGACGGCCAGAGCGGAGAGCACUGGGUGCUGGACCUUGACAGACUGAAGGAGAAGCUCUACCUCGCCGUGCACUUCAUUCUCCAAACCCUCAGGACCGUCUAUAACUACCACCAGUACUACAACAAGGCCAGCAAAUGGUACACUCUGGUUCUCUGUGAGAACCUCCUUCAGGAGCUGCUGUCGGGUGUGGACACAGCCAGUGUUCCCAUACAGAGAAGGAACUGGGAGACCAUCCCAGCAUGGAGGCGCAAACUCUACACGUUCCUGAAGAAGAACCCUCCUCCCAGUAUGGAGGAGCUGCUUCAUUUGGAUCGUCUGUCGAGCGUCAUCCCAGAUAAUGAAAUCCAGGAGACGGGCAAGCAGAUGUCUCAGCGAUGUGUAAUGUUGAGGAAACUUCUUAUUUCUUCGGGCCCUGUCUCACUUGGUCACCUGCAGCUGGCCUUGCAUUGGCAGUAUGAGUUGCUGCAGAGCUGCCAUGUAACCCAGACCUCUGCUAACAGUGCUGCUGUUCAUGCUCCAGACAGGCCGUCAGAGUUGAGCCUCCGAUCUGAAGCGGCUCCUUCGUCUCCGUUGUCCUCUGACGGUAAACCUUUAUCCCCCAGGCCCUCAGGCUCUGAUGGAGCAGGAAGCAGCCAUUUGGAGGCCCAGGCAGGCAACGAAGGAGUAGCUGGCAUCAGGUCUGCUGGUAGCCAGCCUCAAGUCCACAGCGAGGACGUCCCAGCUGUUUCGGAUAUGUUUGACUUUGGCUCAGUGCAGCAUCCUUCUGGAGCCAGCAUCCAAAUCAUCCCUAAAGUCACUGUGGACUCCCUUAACUUUGAGAUCAAAGUGCAGCGUGUUGCUGCACCACCCAGUAAUCCCUGGCUUAGUUUACCAGUAGAUGAUCUGGAGAAUUCCUACACUGUCACCAUCACACCCAACCCAACACCACAGAAGAGGAAUCCACAGCGUCCUGAUCCCUCAGGUCCUUUCUCUGAUGCCGACACCUCUCCCACACUGGGAGAUCAGAAUGGUCCUAGAGAGACAGAGGUGCUGAGCUCCACGCCGACCAAAGGGCAGGAGAGCGAGGACUGGGUAUUACACUCACCAAACGCUCUGGAGGAUUCUGUACUCAGCCCCCUCAGCGACAUGCUCUCUAGCACUGCUACAGAUGAAAGGGACGAGUCCGUCAGCACCACCCAGGGGGUUCCUACUCUGCUCUGGGAUUCAUAUGACCUUCACCAGGAGGCCGUCGAUGGCACCCUGGAUCUGUCUCUGAAGGACUGGGAUGUGAAGGAGCAGGAGGGUCUGAGGGAAGUAGAGAAGAUUCUGGAGAGGGCGGAUAAAAUACUGCAGGAGGAGGAAAGUGUCCUGGCCCAGGAGGCUGUGCUGGAUGACCUGCUGGGGUCAGAGGUCAGCUACAAUCACUGGCCAAUUUAUUACAGCGAGGACAACGCUGACGGGCUGUCGUGCAGUGCGUUGAGCGAAGCUGCUGAUCUUGGACUUGAUGACUCACUCAGUGAACACACAUCAGCUGGGUCUCUGACGAUAUCUGAAUCCGAGACAAUGGAGGCGGACUUGUUGAUAGAGCUGAGGAUUCAGGACCCCGGAUGCUCCCAAGAAAAACCCAACAACAAACUCGCAAGGAGUGAAUCUUUGACAGAGGAAGGAAGGGAGAUGACGGGGAUGGAGCAGUGUGUGGACGCAGAGAAAGCUCCUGAGGAGAGAGAUGAAAAGGGGGAAACAUGCUCUUUAGUGGCGACGGGCGGAGCAGAGAAUCAGGACAGAGUAUGCUGUGGUCUGUUAGAGCCGUCUGACAAGAGCUCAUCUUCAGUCAGUGAUGACGAUGACUGUACAACUGAACAUAUUCCAGCAGAACUGGGUCCUGAAGAGGAUCGGCCAAAUGAAGGUGUGCCCGUUAGUCAAGGUCCUACUUGCAGCAACCAACCGCAGCAAUGCAUCUGUGAAGAAGAAUUAUGUGGAUGUUAUGAAGCUGCCCCUGUAUUCAAACCAGAAGCACAAACAGCCGUUGAAACGAGACCGAGCACUGGCGCCUUUGACCCAGGGGGAGAAUCCAGACCCAGAAAAGCCUCACAUCCUCUGGACAGCUCUGCAGAAAGUCAGUCCUUUUGUCCCGAGCUGCUGCAUCAAAGUCUGCAAACCCACAUCCCGAGCAACUGUGAACAACUUCAUUUCCAAGAUGAAGCACUUGAUUCCCUGCCAGAGAAUGUGACCACAGCCCUGACUCCCACCCCUGCUUUCAAUCCUAAUGUAAUGGAGCAAAGUAACAACAAUAACAAUAACAACAACCUCCCAGAGAAACACGGGCCUUUGCCAGACAGGUCGUCUGCCGUGGCCACGGAUGCAGACGAGACAAGCUCGCCUUUUACAGGAUUAAUGCCAACAGUGGAAAUUCAGACCUCGGUGCCUGCUGGCCAGCAUCUGGAGUUUGACCCCGGUGGAAAAGCGCCAAGCAAAGACCUUUCUGAUGCUGAUCAGACCUUUAAAGCCAUGAGGGUUCCAGAACCUGGAUCACCUGGGAUUCAUACCCAGCUGGACAGCAGCGUGACCCAGGUGUCAUAUUUUAAAACCCCCAUAGUCCUGGACACUGGCUCUGGCUUGAUGAAAGCUGGAUUUGCAGAUCAGGACCUUCCAAGUGUUUUAUUUCCAACAAUCAUAGGAAUGCCAAAAUAUGAGGAAGUAAUGAACGGUGACAUGGAAAAGGAGACCUACGUUGGACAUGAGGCUCAGCGCAUGAGAGGCGUCCUAAUUCUGAAGCACCCCAUCAAGAACGGCAUCAUUCGCAAUUGGGAGGACAUGGAGAAAAUCUGGCACCACACCUUCCAGCAGCUGCGUGUGGAUCCAGAGGAUCACCCCGUCCUGCUGACGGAGGCUGCCAUGAACCCCCUGGAGAACCGGCAGCGCAUGGUGGAGAUCAUGUUUGAGUGCUUCAGUGUCCCUUUCAGCUAUGUGGCCAUGCAGGCAGUGCUGGCACUUUACGCCUCAGGACGAUCCACUGGUGUGGUGUUUGACUCAGGAGACGGGGUGAGCCACAGCGUCCCUGUGUUCGAGGGCUACUGUCUGCCUCAUGCUGUGCAGCGCUUCCCGCUGGCUGGUGCAGAUGUUACGAUGCAGCUUAAAAAGCUUCUGCAGGAGCAGGGGGUCUGCAUGCGCACCACGGCAGAGAUGGAGAUCGUGAGGGAGAUGAAGGAGACGUGCUGCUGUGUGGCUCUCGACUAUGAGGCUGAACGGACUGGGGGGGGUCGCUCCUGCCCCGAGGUGUACUACACCAUGCCAGACGGGCAGGUAGUCACGCUCGGACCCGAGCGCUUCAGGGCCCCUGAGAUCCUGUUUAAACCAGAGCUGAUUGGACGGGACCAUCCCGGGAUGCACCAGAGCAUCUACAAGUCUAUCCUGGGCUCAGACAUCGACCUGCGCAGCUGCCUGCUUGGCAACAUUGUGCUUUCAGGGGGAAACACUCUGCUGCCCGGGUUGCCCGAGAGGCUCCAGGCUGAGAUCAGCAGCCUUCUACCAGCCAACACGGGGCGUCGGCAAAGCAUCGGCGUGACCAGCCCCGCAGACAGAGACUUCUCCGUGUGGAGCGGAGGAGCGGUGCUCGCCAACCUGUCCACGUUCAGCAGUGCCUGGAUCAGUCGGGGAGAGUAUGAAGAGUAUGGGCCGCAGAUCGUCUUCAGGAAGUGCUUCUGAGAGAACGGGCUCUAAUCUGCUCGUUGCACUCCAGAGACGACUAGAUUCCUUGCCACAGUUUUCACUCUCUCUCUCCCCUUUUUUUUUUUUUUUUUUUUUUUUUAUUAUUUAGAUAUUGUUCUAACAGUCAGUCUUGCUACUGGUUUUAGGUCUUGUUGUUCUGCUGUCUGUCAUCGUUCCUUUAACCGUCCGGUCUGUCGGAAUGCAUUUCAAAUUAAACCUAAGUGUGUAUGUUUGACCCAGGGACUAGAAUUGAAGCUGGCCUUUAAUUGAUGUCCGCUCCCUUUGUGUUCAGGGUCGAUGUGAUGCUGAGCGCAAAUGGCUAGAGUUAAUUUAAUAUGAAAUAGGUCUAAAACUAUGUUUUUAUGUUGGAAUGUGGACCAGUACAGCUGUUACAGGAAUGCUUGUGAAAUUAUAGCAGCAUUAACUGGUACAAACCCAGGAGAAAGGUCAUUGUUUUGUUCACUUUUGUCAUAGUAAUAACUCAGUCUUUUUGGAUUCUGGAGGAGGAGUCUUUGUUUGUAUUCCAGGUAGACAUGAGCUGGUGCGUUUCCUGUUGGAACUGCACCAAAGCUUAAUGUGUCUUUUAGUAUCACAGGUCUGAUGUCCCUCCCUUGCCCUGGUUGAAGUGACCUGUGAAGUACUGGUCUUGUUUAGGGAAAGCUUUGCACAGUGUGGUUUUGAGAAUGGUGACAGCUGCAUUUAUACUGCAGAUACACAAGUCAAGCUUGUGUUUGUUCUUUGUCUACCUCCUUGUUUUGUUGCAUGUAACUUUGCUGCAUGUUUUGUUUUCUGUACUUUGGUAUUUUUUGCUGGGGGGGGCGUUCGGACAGAAACGGAUGGUUUGGAAGGUGCUGUCAUUCUGCCAGUAAUACAGAACAGAGACUCUCCUCUAAAUGUCUGCACUGACUCUAAUGUUAUUAUAUAUAUUUGUCCUGUGAUUCUGUGUAUGAGUUUUUAUAAUAAAUAUUUAAUCCUCAGCCUAAGAAGGAAGUAACUGG